CCGCACCUCCCAAUUCCCGGAGCCGAGGAGGGCUAGCGGCGGCUGCUCCGCUGGGCUCCAGGUUGGGCUGCCGGGCGCUGGGCCAGGGCGGGCGGGAGCGAGGCGACGGCUUGCGCGGAGGGCGGCGGCCUGGGCCCGCCGAGCCAUGGCGGCCCCGGAGCCGGCCCCAAGGCGAGGUCGGGAGCGCGAGCGGGAGCGGGAGGACGAGAGCGAGGACGAGAGCGACAUCCUGGAGGAGAGCCCGUGUGGCCGCUGGCAGAAGCGGCGGGAGCAGGUGAACCAAGGAAACAUGCCGGGGAUUCAGAGCACCUUUCUGGCCAUGGACACUGAAGAGGGAGUAGAAGUGGUGUGGAACGAACUCCACUUCGGAGAUAGGAAGGCCUUUUCGGCCCAUGAGGAGAAGAUCCAGACCAUGUUUGAGCAGCUGGCGCUGGUGGACCACCCCAACAUCGUCAAGCUGCACAAGUAUUGGCUGGACGCCUCUGAGGCCCGCGCGAGGCCUCAAGCAGUUCCUCAAAAAGACCAAGAAGAAUCACAAGGCCAUGAACGCCCGGGUAUGGGGAGUGGGCUAGGGUCUGAAGGGAGUCCAAAAGAACUUAGGGACAGUAGUGGGGUGGGGGGGUUCAGAGUGGCCUCGGGACAGGAGCGGGGUAGCGGGCGGGCUCCGCAGGCUCAGCAGCCUUUUGGUGCCCACCCGACGGAGUCGUGCGUCCGCUGCCAGGCCUGGAAGCGCUGGUGUACGCAGAUCCUGUCGGCACUCAGUUUUUUGCACGCCUGCAGUCCCCCCAUCAUCCACGGGAACCUGACCAGCGACACCAUCUUCAUUCAGCACAAUGGCCUCAUCAAGAUCGGCUCUGUGUGGUACCGCAUCUUCUCCAAUGCACUUCCUGAUGAUCUCCGGAGCCCCAUCCGCGCUGAGCGGGAGGAACUUCGAAACCUGCACUUUUUCCCACCAGAGUAUGGCGAGGUCAAUGAUGGGACUGCAGUGGACAUCUUCUCCUUUGGGAUGUGUGCACUGGAGAUGGCUGUACUGGAGAUCCAAGCCAAUGGGGAUACCCGGGUCACCGAGGAGGCUAUUGCUCGAGCCAGGCACUCGCUGAGUGACCCCAACAUGCGGGAAUUCAUCCUCUCCUGCCUGGCCCGGGACCCUGCCCGCCGGCCCUCUGCCCACAACCUCCUCUUCCACCGAGUGCUCUUCGAGGUGCAUUCUCUGAAGCUGCUGGCAGCCCACUGCUUCAUCCAGCAUCAGUACCUCAUGCCGGAAAACGUGGUAGAGGAAAAGACCAAGGCAAUGGACCUGCACGCCGUCCUGGCUGAGAUGCCCCAGCCCCAUGGACCCCCAAUGCAGUGGCGGUACUCAGAGGUCUCCUUCUUGGAGCUGGACAAAUUCCUAGAGGAUGUCAGGAAUGGGAUCUACCCACUGAUGAAUUUUGCGGCUGCCCGGCCCCUGGGACUUCCCCGUGUGUUAGCUCCACCCCCGGAGGAGGCCCAGAAGGUCAAAACCCCAACGCCGGAACCCUUUGACUCAGAGACCAGGAAGGUGGUCCAGAUGCAGUGCAACUUGGAGAGAAGCGAGGACAAGGCUCGGUGGCACCUUACUCUGCUUUUGGUGCUGGAGGACCGCCUACAUCGGCAGCUGACCUAUGACCUGCUCCCAACCGACAGUGCCCAGGACCUCGCUGCUGAACUAGUGCAUUACGGCUUCCUGCACGAGGACGACCGGACAAAGCUAGCAGCCUUCCUGGAGACCACCUUUCUCAACUGCCAACUAAGAACCCUUCUCAGCUUCUAGAAGCCACCAACUUUUCUUAAUUCUCCUUCCAUCUUCAAGACCAGCAGCAUCAGGUUGAAUGUGUGUCAUGGACUAGCUGUCUGGUUUUCCACUGCCUGGAAGGUUGGGGCCUUUUGUGAGUAGGUUGGACCCACCUAGAUAAUCUAGGAUGAUACCCCCUCAGGGCCUGUAGCUGAAACACACCUACAGAGCACCUUUUGCUACGGAAACUAAUCAUCCUGGGGUUUGGUGCUUAAGAGAAUGGACGUGGGCACACGCAGGAUGGGGGUGUUGCUGUGUUGCCUACCAUACCAUCUUAACCAAAACCAAAACCUAAAAUAAAGCAAAUUUGUCAUGGGACAGCUAAUAAACUGAAUGAACACUGGUUA
Messenger RNA from Arvicola amphibius (Eurasian water vole), 2160 nucleotides. RefSeq names its product nuclear receptor binding protein 2 (gene Nrbp2). The transcript has 18 exons. Gene Ontology annotation, biological process: protein phosphorylation; endoplasmic reticulum to Golgi vesicle-mediated transport; intracellular signal transduction. The record is from RefSeq and is a predicted model, not a curated record. Lineage: Eukaryota; Metazoa; Chordata; Mammalia; Rodentia; Cricetidae. Gene Ontology annotation, molecular function: protein serine/threonine kinase activity; ATP binding. Gene Ontology annotation, cellular component: cytoplasm; endomembrane system. Bases 146 to 1792 code for a protein of 548 amino acids.